Messenger RNA from Monomorium pharaonis (pharaoh ant), 4058 nucleotides. RefSeq lists its product as uncharacterized. The record is from RefSeq and is a predicted model, not a curated record. The coding region runs from base 2615 to 3049 and encodes 144 amino acids. The transcript has 2 exons. NCBI's taxonomy places the organism in Eukaryota, Metazoa, Arthropoda, Insecta, Hymenoptera, Formicidae.
AUUAUUACAUAUUAUAACACAUAUAAACAUAACUAUACUAUUUAUAAAGUACAGUUUUAUUAUAUAGAAAAAAUUUGUAAGCUGUGGUAUUGUUGUAACAAACUUUGUUCCAGCAGAAAGUGUAAUAUGUAAUUAGUUCUCUAAAUUUUGGAUCUUUUUGGAUAAGUCAUAUGCAAUCAGAAUUAAAGAUAAAAACAAUGUAUUAUAACAUUUAAUAUAGCAAUAAACUUUAUUAAAAAGUAUAGAUCAAUAUGUAAAAACAUUUCAAAAUGCAUAUUACCUGUAGUUUUUAUACGGCUCUUUUGGAGUUAUACAUGUAUAAUAAAACCAUUUAAUUUUUUUUGUGAUGUUAAAUCAUGAAUGUUUUCAAUGUUUCUUGUAACAUUUCAUGUUAACAAUUUGAUUGAUGCAUAAAAUGUCCCUAUUUCACACACAUACAAAAUUGCAAUUUAUUAUAUUGAUAUUAUAAUGAAAUUUUUGCCCCACUUAUAUAUUUUGUUUUAAAUUUAAAUGAUCUAAAUAAAUUAAAGGAAACUUUAUUAUAAGCGGUUCUUCUACAUCACGAUACUUUCAACGUUUUUUCAUGUAGUUCAUAGUGUUAAUACAAUUAUAAUCAUCUCCUUUAACACCUAUAGCGUUUUAUCCAUCCGUUUCAUCGUCAAUACCAGUGCACAUUCUAAUAAAGUAUUUGUUCGAGACUAGAACAAUUUCAUUAGAAUUUUAGCAUUUUUUUUGCUCUGUUUUAUCCGCGAGUAGUGAGAGCUGCUGACAGCCAUCGCGCUCCUUGUAGUUCAUUCCUUCGAUACACCUAGUCGCACGGCGCUGUCACUAGCUCAUCACGCGCGCGUCUUUCGUUUUCUCGCACCGUGGUAACUAUGCAAACAAACAUGUCCAAAAAAGGGCACGUCAAAAUCAGUGCCCAAAUAAGUCUCGAAAUCAGUUCCCUUGCCGCCCCUUUUUUCGCCUCCGCGAUCGUAAUUGUCUUAAGACGAAAAAUUAGUCAGUCUCUCGCAGCCCGGCACCGACAUUAGAUCGUCCCGCAGAUCUCUCGCGUCAUCCGCCGAUCCUGCGGGGAUUCACUUCUGUUCCCUCCCUAAUUCGGCAACUUAUGUCAAUUAAUUCUUAAGUUCGAGUAUUUGUGUGAAUGUGUGAGUGCAUCACGUCAAUGCACGGGUGGUCGUAUCUUUCCCGCGAACGUCCUCUGCCUCGUGCACAAGAUCUCCGUCGGAUCGCGCGCAAGAUUUCCGGAUUCGCGAGGGCUUCGAUCUAGAGGCUCUUCAAGAUUUCCGCGUCGAUUACAGGCAGCGUAAUAUCGGGACGUUUCAAGAUCUCCGUAAAAUUGUAAAAGAUACGGUUCGCCCCUCGCUCCAAACGUUCGUUUUUAAAUAAAUAAUUAAAGUGUGAGUGACACCAUCGCUUCCUUUUUCUUCCUAACAUCCCCCGUGAACCUACCGCAUUCCUCACCACUCGCUUCGCGUCUCUAUCGGGACGGAUCCCGGCAUUCUCUCCGUGCGAUCGCGUUUACUCUACGCACGCACAAACAGUAUUUAUUAAAGAUUAUUCAAUUUAAGUUAUUCAGAGUAUCUACAAACAGCAAUAGUUUAUAUUUAAUGCGAGUUAUUUAGAUUCAAAGUCAUCACAACAUUUUUGCAAGUAAAUGUAAUAAAUAUUAAUCUAUAUUAUUGUGAUAACUCUGCAUUGACUUUCUGAAGUGUUCCGAUGAUACUAGUUUUUAGUGAUUUGAAAGCUAGAGAUACUAAUGUUUUGGAAAGCUCUCGAGAUAAGCUACAAGAAUAUGUAAUGAGAAAAAGUACGUUCCAUUUAAGAAAUUGAAAGUGACCUUCAACAAACUCUUCAAGGUCAAACCAAUGGUACCAUCUUAUGUCCCCCUUGAAACCAUAUAACUUUUGUCUGAAAUAUUUUUGUAUACGGGGCUUAGUUUUUGAGAUAUUUUGCUGUCCAAGUUAAAAUGGGGCAUCCUGUAUAUAUAUAUGUAUAUAUUUAUUUAUUUAUGAUCAUAUUAUGCCCAUUUUUUCUCCGGAGUCUUAACUUAAUAAGACUAUUUUUGUUUCUGGCCCGUCAUAUUAAUUUCGUCAUUUCAGAUUUUCGAAAUUUAAACUUUGAUCUCAAAUUCAGCGAUUCCAAAAAAUUGUUGGAUACAAAAUUUAAAAAAUCGAUCAGACACCAAACUUUAUGACAAAAAGGAUUAAUUUAGAAAUGCACGAAAGUUAAUUUAGAAACGAAAUUUUAAUAUAUUUCUUAAUUCGAAUUUUUUAUUUUAAUUAAAUUAAUUCCAUGAUGUACAGUAAAAUAUAACAAAAAGCAUUCUGUAUAUUGCUUAUGUUAUCAAUAAACAUUUUUUACUUUAGUCUUUUUUCAGAAUUUCGGUUGUAACACCUUUGGUUGUAAAGUUUUUGUUAUACCAUCCCAGUAAGGGAAAGUUCUAACCCAGGGCCAAAGAAGGUAUAUUUGUGGGUUAUUCUUCUAAAUCGAAGGCUUACCGCAUUUGGAUUCUGUCGAAAAGAAAAUUCACAUCAGUAGAGACGUGAGAUUUCGGAACGAGAUCCUUACUGUUAGCAACGAUGGUAUCACUUGCCAUGAAAAUGUUAACAACAUGGAUGUCAAAUUACAUAAAUACAACGCAAAUUUGAAUUCGGACACGGUUAUCAUUGGAAACGAUUCCAAACGCGAGAGUGGCGAGAGCGAAGGUAUCGACAGCAAUAGCGAUGACGAAGGCAACGAUGACAACGUCGACAAUGGCGUCAAUAGCAACGUCAAUGAAGAUGCCGACAAUGCACUUCAAAUGCCGGAGACGAAAAGAGGGCCGAAACUAAUACGCACGGGUCGCCCAGAACGUCCGAGGAAGCAAUACGCGACGGUCAUUAGCAACGCUACCCAAGAACGACCUAAUACUGAGUGUAACGCCGUUCCGUACAAAGUUAUUGAAAUCGACAACAAUGACGAAUGGUUCGACGCUUGUUCAAACAUGUGCACUUCAGAAGUUUCCUUCACUCAAGCCAUAUCUGGUAAGAAUAAGAAGGAAUUUUAGACUUAAAGCUUUCACGACUUGAUGUUGCUUUCAAUAGAAAGCAAUAAAGAGGAAUUGUUAGACGCAAUCUACGAAGAAACGAAAUCUCUUGUAGCACAUAACACAUGGGACAUAAUGGACAAACCCGCAGGAGCUAAUGUUAUCGAAUCAAGAAUCGUCCUAUGCGACAAAUAUGCAGCAGAUAAAAAGCUCAAAUGUCGAAAGGCCAGAUGGGUCGCUAGGGAAUUCUUGCAAUGCCCCGGAGUGGACUACCACGACUUUCGUCCCAGUGGCGCGGCUCGGAUCGUUCAGACUUCUGAUUGCCUUAUCAGCUAAACUUGGUCUAACCAUCAUCCAAUUAGAUGUUAUCACGGCAUACCUAAAUAGUGAGAUUGACACAUAAAAUCUAUAUGUCAAAACCUCUACUUCUCAACAAAAUGCUCCAAAGGAUGGCGAUCAAAGAACGUGAUACAGAACUCGCUAGAAAGGUCGAGAAGGUGUUGUCCAAAGUGGAGGGAGAGCCUGCCGUUUGAAUCGCACUAUAUACAGCCUGAAACAGGCAGGACGUCAGUGGUAUUUAUAAAACAAGAUGUUUUAUAAAUUACAUGUAAUUUUUUAAAACUACAUGUUUAUAAAAAUCACGUUUUGCACGAAAAUUCGUGAAGUUUUAUGGUAUAGAAAAUGCAUGGGCGGAGGAGGGGCGGAGCCCCCUGCAUCUCCUCUCCGUAAUUUUUUCUAACUCUAACCCAACCAAUUUUAUGUCGCUAUUUGUAUAAUGCGAAACAUUAGAUACAAACACCGUGGAUUUGUUUGACGUGGAAAGUCGCAAACCCAUUCGGCACUUUUACCGUCAUAUUAACCCUUAAAGGGCACACUAUCUGCAUGAGACAUAAAGAGCACACUGAGUCAAAUUGACUCGAGCAACUUCAAUUGCUUCUCAGAAGGUUAUAAUCUUAUGUUUUGUGUACAAAAAAAAUUUGAUAUAUACUUUAAUUAUUUAAAAACAAAAUUCAAUCAUUGUAAAUAUCAA